Molecule: messenger RNA, 2961 nt
Organism: Mus caroli (Ryukyu mouse)
Lineage: Eukaryota; Metazoa; Chordata; Mammalia; Rodentia; Muridae
Product: all-trans-retinol dehydrogenase [NAD(+)] ADH4
Biological process (GO): formaldehyde catabolic process
Cellular component (GO): cytosol
Molecular function (GO): alcohol dehydrogenase (NAD+) activity; S-(hydroxymethyl)glutathione dehydrogenase [NAD(P)+] activity; zinc ion binding
Source: RefSeq, a predicted model, not a curated record
GUCUUUUCGCCUCUACAAAAUAAACGUGUGCAAAAGGAUCCUGUUGCAGCUUCGUUCUUGCUGGUCUAAUCGGACGCGCUCAAGAACUUCCAAAGCAAGCUUCCCAAGGAAAAUGGGCACCCAGGGAAAAGUAAGUAAAUAAUCUCUAUCAGCAUUCGGUUGCUGGUUUCUUCCGGGUUACACGGAAACUGAAGUCAACUGAAGGGGUAGGAGCGGUCCCUAAGCUAGAAUCUGCUCUAAGGAAAAACAACUCUGAUUUGACAGUGUCCAGGGCAUCCUAGUAACGAAUAUACACAGCAUUUGUCAUAUAAAAGCACCCAUUAAAGCCAUAAUUAAAAACUGCCUAAGAACAAUUGAGAAGCAAGUUCUCAAAUGGUCAAAGAAACUUCCCACAGUAGUUAGGUAGAGAUCAGGACAAGGGACUGUAGACGUCCUUUCAACUUUCAAUUUUACUUAUGUUUUUGGACUGAAAACAUAACAUAGGAAUUAAUUAUAAAAUCUUAGAUGUUUAAUUUUUAAUGCACUUUUACUCAAUUCUUACAAAGAGAACAAUUUUUAUUUAACUUACAAUCUAGUAAUAAACUGAUUGUGUAAGCCUCACUUCCCAGAUGUUUUACCAUCUGGAGACCUCAGUGGAUCAUGUGAGUGGAUUUAGGGCGGGACUUUCUUCUCUAGCAACUCUAGAGUGAUGGAAAUACCUGCUGGCCCAAAGACCACGUAAGUACCAAGUCCAAAGCACACCUAGCAACCUCAGCUCAGGUAAUUCCGAGCUGGUUACAAACACCCUUGGCCCCCUACCAAAACCAUAGGCCUUAUAACUAUCUCUCCUUUGUUAUGUAGAUAAAUAUGUAGGGAUAGAAUUGGGGCAGUUUUUCAUAUAUGUGUUUCUCAAAAUAUAAAAAAUACAAUUGUUAUAACACAGACAUUGAGUUUUGUGAAGAUCUCUUCUCCUGAAAAUAAUGUAAGUAUAGAUGCAACUAGUUAAAAACCUCUCUUUUUUUAAGAAUUAUGGCAUUGUCCUUUUUUGGAAAAAGAAAACGGAUUCUCUCUUCCUCUCUCUCCCUCCCUUCCCUCACCUUCAGUCUCCACUUUACUCCCUCUCCAUCAUCGCUCUUUCAGGUUAUUAAAUGCAAGGCAGCCAUUGCCUGGAAAACUGGCAGUCCCCUUUGCAUUGAAGAAAUUGAAGUGUCCCCUCCUAAAGCUUGUGAGGUUCGGAUUCAGGUAAUCGCCACGUGUGUGUGCCCUACUGACAUCAAUGCCACCAAUCCUGAGAAGAAAGCUCUCUUCCCGGUAGUCCUUGGUCAUGAGUGUGCAGGAAUUGUAGAAAGUGUUGGGCCGGGAGUGACCAACUUCAAACCAGGUGACAAAGUAAUCCCAUUCUUUGCACCACAGUGCAAAAGGUGCAAGCUCUGUCUGAGCCCCCUCACAAACCUCUGUGGGAAACUCCGAAACUUUAAAUACCCCACUAUUGAUCAGGAGCUCAUGGAAGACAGAACCAGUAGGUUUACCUGCAAAGGAAGAUCAAUUUACCACUUCAUGGGAGUCAGUUCGUUCUCUCAGUACACUGUGGUUUCAGAGGCCAAUCUUGCCAGAGUCGAUGAUGAGGCAAACUUGGAGAGAGUGUGCCUGAUUGGAUGUGGGUUCUCAUCAGGCUACGGGGCUGCCAUCAAUACUGCCAAGGUACACUUAAGUGCUAGGCUGUCACCCCCCGGUUCCACUUGUGCUGUCUUUGGCCUAGGGUGUGUAGGUCUUUCUGCCAUAAUUGGGUGUAAAAUAGCAGGUGCUUCCAGAAUCAUAGCUAUUGACAUCAACGGUGAGAAGUUUCCAAAAGCCAAGGCCCUGGGAGCCACUGACUGCCUGAAUCCCAGAGAGCUAGACAAACCUGUCCAGGAUGUCAUCACUGAGCUGACGCUGACAGAUGGAGGUCUGGAUUUCUCCCUUGACUGUGCAGGAACAGCUCAGACCUUGAAAGCAGCUGUGGACUGCACUGUAAUAGGCUGGGGGUCGUGCACUGUGGUUGGAGCAAAGGUUGACGAAAUGACUAUACCCACCGUGGACGUUAUAUUGGGCCGUUCUAUAAAUGGAACAUUCUUUGGUGGUUGGAAAAGUGUAGACUCUGUCCCAAACCUGGUUUCUGACUACAAGAAUAAGAAAUUCGAUCUGGACUUACUGGUGACCCAUGCCCUACCUUUCGAGAGCAUAAAUGACGCCAUUGACCUGAUGAAGCAAGGAAAAAGCAUCCGAACAAUCCUGACCUUCUGAAGAUGCCAGGGGCAACUUGGAAUGUUAUCUGAUUGGAUCCGAGCCUGUCUGGAUGACUUAUUGCCUCACAUGAUGAGCCAAAGAAAGCAUGCAUUUACACUUCGUAUCAGCACAAAUGAACUAUAAAUUAUACAUUCACUGUUUUUGCUUGCUGCUCUCUAGGAGCUGGUGUGUUUUUUGUUUGGGGGGAAUUUUAUAUGUUGAGUAUUCACAUGAUUUCUAUCCCAUUGUCUCCCUCUCCGGCUCCUCUCACAUCCUGUCCCCUAACUCUCGAAUUCAUGACCUCUCUUCUUUCACUGUUAAAUACAUACAUGUACACAGAUGUAUAUACAGAUAGAAACUGCUGAGUCCAUUUAGUAUUAUUCACGUUCUACAUGAGUAAUUGGCUAACCAAUCAGGAUUGGAUAACCUAUUGGGUGGCUCCUUCCUGGAGAAGACUGGUCGUCCUCUCUUCAUAGCCACUGACUGCCUGUAGGUCUUCAUCUAGGGGUAUGUCUUGUGAGAUUUCCCCUGUCUACAUUGGAAUCUCAAUGGAUGUUUUUAUUGUCUAGGUCUUAUAUAGGAGACCAUGUCAUAAAGAUUCCAUAGAUGCGGUUCCCUGUUGUUAAUAAAUAGAAGACAUUAUCUGGAAGCAGAUUUCCUGCUUUGAGUGGAAUUUUUCAAAAAAAAAUGUUUUUUAUAUUUGUCUUCUCCCUAAUC